AUGGCCUCAUUCGUGCCCCCAUCUGUCGACAACCCGACCAAGCCAAUCGUCAACUCUACGGUGACCUUGUCAUUUCCGUUCUCCCCAACAGACUAUACCAUCCGUCCGCUGCGCCGCUCCGACUAUAGCCGAGGCUACCUCGAUGUCCUGCGUGUGUUGACUACUGUCGGUGACAUCGCCGAGGAAGAGUGGAACCAGCGCUACGACUGGAUCAAGUCUCGCAAUGAUGAGUACUACAUGCUUGUCGUUUGCGAUGGUCAGGACCGUGUUGUCGGAACCGGAAGUCUGAUUGUGGAGCGCAAGUUCAUUCACUCGCUCGGCUUGGUGGGCCACAUCGAGGAUAUCGCUGUUGAGGCCGGCCAGCAGGGAAAGAAGCUGGGGUUGCGCAUUAUCCAGGCUUUAGAUCAUGUUGCAGCCCAGGUCGGCUGCUAUAAGAGUAUCCUCGAUUGCUCCGAAGCGAACGAGGGCUUCUAUGUUAAGUGUGGCUUCAAGCGCGCUGGCCUAGAGAUGGCCCACUACUACUAA
Molecule: messenger RNA, 525 nt
Organism: Penicillium chermesinum
Lineage: Eukaryota; Fungi; Ascomycota; Eurotiomycetes; Eurotiales; Aspergillaceae
Gene: gup1
Product: glucosamine 6-phosphate N-acetyltransferase
Exons: 3
Coding region: 1-525 (174 amino acids)
Biological process (GO): UDP-N-acetylglucosamine biosynthetic process
Cellular component (GO): endoplasmic reticulum; Golgi apparatus; endoplasmic reticulum-Golgi intermediate compartment
Molecular function (GO): glucosamine 6-phosphate N-acetyltransferase activity; monosaccharide binding
Source: RefSeq, a predicted model, not a curated record